Messenger RNA from Penicillium roqueforti, 915 nucleotides. Its product is annotated as N-acyl homoserine lactonase family protein. The record is from RefSeq and is a predicted model, not a curated record. The transcript has a single exon. Lineage: Eukaryota; Fungi; Ascomycota; Eurotiomycetes; Eurotiales; Aspergillaceae. The coding region runs from base 1 to 915 and encodes 304 amino acids.
AUGGCAUCCAAUCCGAACACCACCGGAGGCGUGCAACUGACGUUCCUCACAACGGGAACGGUACGCAUUAGACCCUCAAUGCGCUCGCAACCAUUGAGCAAAAUCCCGAUUCUUCGACGUCUCCGAGCAAUUUGCGACAGAACAUGGACUGAGCCAUUGCCAGUCGGGGUAUUCCUCAUUCGCCACCCCGAAGGUCUCUUCCUCAUGGACACCGGGCAAUCUCCAUGCUGCAACGACGCCGGAUAUCUCCCACGACUGGCUAUUUUGAACGGCUUCCUAAGCGAAUUCAUCAUCGAGCACCAAGACGGAGUCCUUGAGCAACUUCACAAGCUCGGAAUCAAGGCGACUGACCUCAAAGCCGUGAUUCUGACCCACCUGCACAACGACCACGCGGGCGGAUUAGAGGAUCUGGUUGCGGAGGCACCUGACCUACCUAUCUACAUCAGCCGUGAGCACUGGAAUGCUUUUGGGGAACAUCCUCUCUUUGCAAGCAUGGAGGGAGCCACACCCAAUCAUUGGCCAAAGGGGUUCUCGCCGAAGAUUGUGGACCUGCAGGACAGACCACUUGGACCCUGGAAGCAGUCUUAUCCUGUGACAGAGGAUGGUAGAAUUGCCAUCGUUGAUACGUCGGGUCAUGUUCCUGGGCAUAUUAGUCUGGUGAUUUACGGCGACGGGGAAGAUGGACAGAGUCAGGUUACAUACUUCCUCCCUGGAGACGCAACAUAUGGCUUGGACCUUUUGGACAAGGAGCAGCCCGAUGGGAUUAAUGACGACCCUAUGCGUGCUUACGAAACGCUGAAGACUAUCAAGCAGUUUGCUAAGGAGACUGAUGUGGUUGUCUUGCCUAGUCAUGACAUCAACACACCUCGCUUGCUUGCUGAGCGAGUAGUCUACCGGCCUCUUGAGAAAGAGUGA